Cephus cinctus (wheat stem sawfly) is the source of this 6416-nucleotide messenger RNA. RefSeq lists its product as uncharacterized. The record is from RefSeq and is a predicted model, not a curated record. NCBI's taxonomy places the organism in Eukaryota, Metazoa, Arthropoda, Insecta, Hymenoptera, Cephidae. The coding region runs from base 140 to 5470 and encodes 1776 amino acids. The transcript has 15 exons.
AUCUCUCUACUCAUAUCUGUUGCGCAGGUUUUCACCGAAGCUACAUCUUUCGGGCAUGGCGCGUAGCAUAGUGCAGUAGCAUAGUUAAGCAUAGUAUGUGUGAGCACGCGAGCCGCCAUAUUGAGCGAAUGUUGAUGCUAUGUGCUGUAGGUGUUUACGCCGCUCGUCAGAAACCCGAAAAACGUAUCGAUUGCCGUGUUACGCGCUUGAGGAUCGCGUGGACAUCUUACAAAGUGGCAUUGAGUUUUUGCGUGUUAAGAAGAUGAGCGGCUACGACGGUAAUGAGGAUAGUCAAUGUGAGAGGACCACGGAACGUGAGGCUACCGCAAUGGGUGACGUCCUGGCGAAGGAACACACCGAGGAUAUUCUUUGUGGCGGCCUUGAUGCACCCGUUGAUCCUCCUCUACGAGAUCAACGGCAGGAGGCCGAUGGAGCAGCUGAUACUGAUCACGAUGCACCUUCACCUUCUGCCAACGAUUUCCUCGUAUCCGCCUUGUGCUUGACAAUCGAUCAAAUCGUUCAAAGUGAAGCUCUCCGCAUUGAGGAUGAUCAUCAAAACGAUGAAUUAUCCUCUGGUAGGGUAAAUUCUACUUCGCUCACUAAUGGUUGCUUAGAUUUGGCACUGAACCCUGGUAGUCCACCAAGGCAUACUAAAGCCAACUGUUCCUGUGACACUUGUAAAGUUAAGAGAGAAAAGUUUAAGUUGGAGCUAGAGGAGGCAUUAAGACUGCAAAGCCUGUGGCUGCAGCUGAGGCAGUAUAUAUUAAAUGUAUUUAAUACAGCCGUAGAGACUGCCCGUACUCCAGCAUCACCACGACUACAGAGUGAUAAUCCUUGUACAGCUCUUAUGCAUAGUGCAGUUAUCCAAUUAUGUAAGAUGGACUCACAGCAACUUUUCAUGAGAUUAGUGGGUCAGGUGCAAGAAUUUUUAUUAGAUGUAAAGGUUCAUCUUCUGGGGUUGUUACAUGACCACCACAUAGAUAAUUUAGCAGAGGUCUUUUUAAUCGGACUCUCGGAUGGUUACGACGCGUUGAUUUCGGCUACCUCGAAAAUUUCGCCACUCGUCGAGCCUCUGGAAAAGGAGUACCUCUGCAAGUUCAAUCUGACGUGGAAAUGUUUAAACAAGAAACUGUACCAGAAUUAUGUAUAUACAGAUUCGCGGGUGCAAGAUAAUUUGCAACCUUUUAUAGGACAGUUGAGAAAGUCACUCCCGCACAGAGGUGCCGAAUACCAGAAGCUGGUGUACAAAUAUUUGGCAUUCGAUGAUGAGAUGACGAGGAUCGGCGACUCGUGGCCGGAGACAGAACUACUCAUAGAAAAGUACAAUGGAGAACAAGCUGAGCGGAUGACGAGUGUUAGGAAAUUUAGAGAAGGUUGGGAAAUGUUUACAGCCAGGCGGAAACUCAUGCAGCAGAGAAUGUGGACCAAACCGACAGAAAAUGAAAAUGAACUCCGAGAAUUCGAUGGGCAGUUACUGUCUCUCGUGACUCGAGGUAUCACCGGAACUCCAAAUUCUGACAGUCGACCGUCAAGUCCAAAUUCAGAAUUAAGUCUGGACACGCCAAGUAUAUCAAUAAGCAAUGACGCUAUGCAAUUGGCACACAUCGUGGAGUCCUUAACGGAUACAGAAUUUCAACGCCGUACUAACGGCGCUAAGUUUCCAUUAACAGGUGUAUUUCUAGAGUCCUUUAAGUUUGGAUAUGAAUACAAGAGGAAAGCCAUACUUGCUGAACGAGCUAUAAAAUCUACCAGUCCAAUAAACAAUGAAAGAGUCGACGGCGAGGGUAGCGAAAACGGAUGCACGGAGAGCGAAGACGAGAGAUGCGAGUGUCACGCGCGUAGUCUGGAAGUUGAGCAACAGCAAUCUGAAGAUGUGCGAAAUGGGGUACCGGAGGAUACAGAUCUAAGAAAGAAUGAGCCACAGCCAUGUCCUUGUGUUUAUCAGCAUGCGAAAGAGCUCGCAGAACAAAAGAAAGACAUCGUCGAUAAUCCUCCGUGUCCCUGUUUGCGGAAGACUAAAAAAAAAACUGUGGCAACUACUAUCCCUAGUAUUCCAGUCAAGACGAGUCCUGAGGCGAAAAAGCCGAUAGUAAAGACCGGGUCUACGCAAUCUGCACAGACGCAAACACGGCACUCGACGACUCAGACACCGAACACAAAUCAUAAUCACAAUCACACCAUGCAUCAGGGUAGGUGUUCUACGCAUGCACAUUCUCACGGACCUUUACCAGACCUCAUGAAAAACACAGGAACAGCACACAGAGGGCAUACACAGAACAAUCAUACGCCACACGCUUGUCAUAAGCAGGCCAAUAUAGAGCACAUCAAGAGAGUUUCUUGUAAUGAUUUGAGCACAGCUGACGGGGACUGUUCGGAUUCGGGAAGUAGUCAAGAAGAUUCCUGUUCCACUAGUAGCUCGACACCACGAGAUUCCAGUAGACACUGUGAUUGUUGCUACUGUGAGGUCUUUGGUCACGGUGUUCCAUCGGUUGCGCCUGUUAGUCGAAAUUAUAAUGAGAUGAGGGAGAGACUAAGACAAUUGUUAACAAAAAAGAAAGCAAAAAAAUGUAAAGCAGCUAGCAGUCCUCCAAAAAGUCCAGUCGAAUCGAUUCCAGUAAAUCCUACCGUGCAUCCGAAACCGGCAUCGAGUCACUCAGCGGCUAGGUCGAACACUCCAGUGUCCACGACAUCUACGGUUCAUCAGGAACAGAGAGAUCAACGAGAUUUGGAGACGUUGCUUGAAUUUAUCGAAGGCAAUCAAAAUGGCAAGAGGGAUAACAAGAAGGCUGAGAAAAAGGCGCGGCAGAAACAGCGAAAACUGGAAGAGAAGCUCAAGGGGGACAGACAAGAAGCAGAGAGGCAAAAGCUGAUAGAGCUUCAAAAGAAGACGCCGGAAGUGACCAUUACUGUCGUGGAUCCUCAGAAACCUGUACCUCAGAGGUUACUUCCUCAGCGUACUCUACCGGAAGUCUCUAUUUUACCGGCAUCUUCACCUGUCGUAUUAACGACGUUAAAGCAACCUACUAACAAUAAAAAGAAGGACAAGCCGGAAGUCGCUACCGGUAACAGCGGUACGAAUAGUGCCAAAGCGAAAACUAUGACUAUAAAUACUAAUCAAAAGAAUAAGAGUGCAGCUGCGACUGACAGGGUGGAUGGAAUCGUUCAUUCUAGUCAGACAAACAAACUGUCGUCUAAGGUUGACAAAGCCGAUGUUGGCAAAGGCAACAACAGUAAAAAUACAGUAACGAAUAAUAAUGUGACAAGUGCUAAGAAUAGUAACUCUAGUGUCUCACUGUCCUCGAAUACCGUUGAUAGUGAUAAGAAGUUGACGAAAAAGGAAAGGAAGAAAUUGAAAAGGGAACUGAAGAAGAACGAAGAGGCCAAAGUGAAAGAACAAGAGAAGCCGUCGCAGGCGGAAAAUCAACCACAAAUUGUUACUAUUAAAAGGGUAAUGGAAUCAAACAGUGCUGAACCAACUGUCACCAUAACUCUAAAGGGUCAAACUCCAGCCGAGGAUAAAGUCCUUUUUACGUUGGUUAAUGGACAAACUAAGGAACCAAAUCCAAUGAAGCCUGAACAACAACAGGGUCAAAAUAGUAAUAGUGGAAAGAAAAAGAAGACGAAAGGUGGGGCGAAUCAGCAACAACAAUUGACUAAAUCUCAGCAGCAACAGACCCAGUCUAACGUAUUGAAACAACAACAAACCAACACGAUAGACGCGAAAAGUGCGAAACAGCAAUCAAUCAAUGACAAGCUGAAAAAUGCAAAACAAGCUGAAGACAACAAGAAAUCUCAACAACAGAGCACGAACGAUACAAGGAGUACAAAGUCUAAGAAAGAUAAGAAAAAUGCCGAGAAUAGAGAACCUAUUUCGCAACAGAAUACUCAAAACAAAGGUAAACAUCAACAACAAACCGGAAACAACAAAAAGCAAAACAAAGUUAGUACACCACCGCAAACACUAACGACUCAAAAACAUCAGCAAAGUUCUACCACCAGCGAUGCAAAUGUUAAAAAAACAAAGGGUCAACAGCAACAGGAGAAGAAUUCUCAAUCAAACACUGGAAAGACAGUAAAAAAUAAUAACAACAAUAACAACAGUAACAAUAAUGCAAACAAGUCGACAAAGAAUGAUCAUCAGAAGAAUCAAAUAAAGUCUAAUCAGUGCAUACCUAAGCAAAAGUCUUCUACCGAAAUUCAAAACACUGCCACAGAACGUUUCGACUCACCGCUCAGUAGUCAAUUUAAAGAUAUCGGUACAAAUUCUAAGAUAAACAUUGAGAAUCUUAAGCUCCCGCCAGGCAUUACGAUAACAAAAGUCGAUGCACCGGCGAAACCACUUCCAAUCAGAUCCGCACCAAUGCCUAAGCCAGUAAGUCCGCCCAAGCAGACGACGAUUAUUGCAGCACCAAUGAGUGGUGUACAAUCGAGUUACGCCGGUCCACAAAGCGGCGGCAACGUAAUUGUCGUUGAUACCGGAAAGCUUAAGCAAGAUCUAAUACCGAAGACUAGCGACAAAGAAUCACCCAAGGAGUAUCAACAGCCACAAAGCGUCAAUGGGAAAAAGAAGAAGAAGAAGGGUAAAAAUGCAUCAGGCGCGAGCUCAAUGAACGUUUCCAUAACGCCAACUAACAAUCAGCCAUCUGGCGGGUCAGUGUCGAAGGACCAUACAGAUGAGCCGGCCAGGAUACUUCACAAUCCCGGCACAAAUAUGGUAACCAUAAGGAAUCCAGCAUUUGGUCCACCAAAGGCGGAGCCCACUCAACAGGCUGCCAUUAUAAAGGUGUCCGAGAAUGGCAUGGUCACAAUAAGGAGUCCAGCGCUACAGCAAGCCAUUAAUGCAGGACUGACGCCACCUCCGAAGCCCGACUUUAUCGUCAAGGGUGAUCUGUCCUCGUCGAACGUUUCCAACGGCAGGACGAACCUGAUGCCGACCAACAGUGCUAGGCAAACAAACAGUAUUAUUCCAUCGAGUCUCGCUGAGCUGCGAAGCAGACUCACACCGGACUGCACGGGCCUGACCGGUCUGGCGAAUAUUCAGAUCAGCAAAGUGACCAACGGACAGCCUAUACCGGAGAACGGUAUCAAUUUGAAGGGUACCAGCGUGACCUUGACCAAGGUCAGGUCGGAAGCGGUUAUGGAUGACGUCCAACAAGCGAAGACGGCAGUUCGCGAGGCGAUAAGCGCCACGAUGGCAGCGAGCGGGAGCGGAAAGGGGAAGAAAAAGAAAAAAAAGGGCAACGGCACCAGACAAAGCGGCGAUGACUGGAACCUCGUUGAGAGCGUAUUCACGCCAAAAGAUAUAGACCUCGAGGACGGCGAGAUGGACGAUGCGGAACGUGAACUGGAGGCCUUCAAGAGGUUCUGUCUGCAAUCGGUGCCACCUGCUCGCAAGGAAAAGGUUAAUCUCAACAUCAAGGACAUCGUCCUCAAGAAGAAAUCAUCUGCUGCCGUUAUAGCGGCCAACUAAAGACUUUGUCUCCGCACUGCCUGCCAGCAGAAGUUCUCGCGAUCUUCCUGAGUCAGCUCGUAGUCGCCCUCGUCGUCGAGAUUUAGGACCACGAGGAUAAAAUGCGAUUAGAGUAACCAUGGAAACUGAUGUAUAAUCGCCUCGUGGACUCCGUCUGGUGUUCCUUCUAAGAGAGUAGUGUAAGGGAGAUGAGAAACAAAGGAAGAAAACAAAAACAAAGAUGAUCCUGUCGGAACGUUCGUAACCUACAGAGACUGCUCUCUUUCUAUCGCUCUCUCUCUCUCUUUCUAUUACUCCGUUCUCAAUUUCCUGCUCUGUCUCUGUGUCUUUGCCUCUGUGGAUCCAAUCUUGUCAACGGGAACGUUCCGGCAGGAUCGUUAUAUUAGAAAUUAAAUUCUCAGAUAGACUGACGAUCUUUCCUUCGUUUCAUAAGAAAAAAUAAUAAUAAUAGGUCGCCAUUUGCAAGGCGUUCUUUCGUUGUAAUUAUAAUAGACGGGAAGAUCGUCAGACUUGCCGAUUUUGCAUGAUGCAAGACGAUGAGAAGGAUUUCUAUGUGACGUUAGUGAAUCUUUUAAAAGGACUAAUUAACGGAGGAUCUUUUACUUUAAUCUAUUAUCACCGUAUUCUCUUUUGACGACCGUCGGGAUAUCAUUUUAUAUGCGAUAUAAGUGAUAACGAGGUACCGGUAUUGUACGUUUUAAUUUUUCCCAUUUUUAUUGGGAAUCAUUCGCGAGUGAUGCGUUGACGUUAUUGUACAUAUAUGUAGCAUAGACAAAAGGACGUCACUCUGUGCUCGAAUUGGAGAUGACGUCAAUUGAUGAGGGAGACACGUGAAGAAUCCUUAUCGAAGGGUCAUCGCAUCCUUAUCGUUAGCAACAUUGUACUGUAGAAUAGCGUUUCUUAUAUUAAGAUAUAUUUCGUCAAAAUAGUAGACUGUGACUGAUUA